This is a messenger RNA of Phascolarctos cinereus (koala), 1060 nucleotides long. RefSeq names its product RNA polymerase II, I and III subunit E (gene POLR2E). The record is from RefSeq and is a predicted model, not a curated record. NCBI's taxonomy places the organism in Eukaryota, Metazoa, Chordata, Mammalia, Diprotodontia, Phascolarctidae. Gene Ontology annotation, cellular component: RNA polymerase II, core complex; RNA polymerase I complex; RNA polymerase III complex. Gene Ontology annotation, biological process: transcription elongation by RNA polymerase I; transcription by RNA polymerase II; tRNA transcription by RNA polymerase III. Gene Ontology annotation, molecular function: DNA binding.
GUCGUCUGCUUGUCGGCCGCACUGCCUGCUCUCUUACUCUCAGGCACUCUCCUAGGCCACCUGCGCCCAGGCACGAAGGGGGCCUGCUGUUGGGCUUCGCGCAGACGCACUCGCUUCGAUACUAGGCCUUACUGCAGUUAGUUCCUUCGGGGUCCUGGCUGAGUGUUGUGCGCUGCGGGAGAACUCGAGAGCGUUUAGUCGCUUCUGUGGCCUGACGCGAAGGUGACAUGGAUGACGAAGAGGAGACCUAUCGGUUAUGGAAGAUCCGCAAGACUAUAAUGCAGUUAUGUCAUGAUCGGGGCUACUUGGUGACCCAGGAUGAAUUAGAUCAGACUUUGGAAGAGUUCAAAGCCCAGUUUGGGGAUAAGCCCAGUGAAGGACGGCCUCGACGCACCGAUCUCACAGUAUUGGUGGCCCACAAUGAUGACCCCACAGACCAGAUGUUUGUCUUCUUCCCAGAGGAGCCAAAGGUUGGAAUAAAGACUAUCAAGAUGUACUGCCAGCGGAUGCAGGAGGAGAACAUCACCAGGGCCCUCAUCGUGGUGCAACAGGGCAUGACGCCCUCCGCGAAGCAGUCCCUGGUUGACAUGGCUCCCAAAUAUAUCCUAGAACAGUUUCUACAGCAGGAGCUGCUCAUCAAUAUCACUGAACACGAGCUGGUUCCAGAGCAUGUUGUCAUGACAAAAGAGGAAGUCACCGAGCUGUUGGCUCGAUAUAAGCUUCGAGAAAACCAGCUGCCCAGAAUCCAGGCCGGAGAUCCAGUAGCGCGUUAUUUUGGAAUAAAGCGAGGGCAGCAUCCCUGGAGAUACGCUAGCCAGCCUCUGACUCCUGUCUCAGCAUGCAAGGCAGAUCCACCUGUGAAGAGGGCUGACUUCUGUGCCGUUUACUUGCCAUUUUCUUGUGUGCUGCCUAACUCAGUGAAGAAAGCAUGGGUUUUCCCUCUCACUUGUUCAACAGGACUGAAUUUGGGAAACGAAGAAAUGGCAUAGGAUCUCUUUUGGAUGGGAGUGGUGGGAAGCAUAAUGGUUCACAAAAUAAAAUGUGUGUUGUGGAUCUUGUA